Anopheles cruzii is the source of this 2196-nucleotide messenger RNA. RefSeq names its product transcription factor btd. The transcript is spliced from 8 exons. NCBI's taxonomy places the organism in Eukaryota, Metazoa, Arthropoda, Insecta, Diptera, Culicidae. The record is from RefSeq and is a predicted model, not a curated record. Gene Ontology annotation, molecular function: DNA-binding transcription factor activity, RNA polymerase II-specific; RNA polymerase II cis-regulatory region sequence-specific DNA binding. Bases 1 to 2196 code for a protein of 731 amino acids. Gene Ontology annotation, biological process: regulation of transcription by RNA polymerase II.
AUGAUGGCUUCGCCGAGCUUCAUGACCCAGUACCAUAACCAUCAGUGGAACAACAGCCCCGCGCAGAGCCAGCUGUCCGCGUUGAACAUCCUGCCGUAUCAGUAUCCUCCACAGCCACCGUCGGUCAGCAGCCUCGGCUCGGUAGCGUCCGUGGGCUCGGCCGGCCUCUCGCCCACCCAGUCCAUCGCUUCGUCGAGCGGGGUCGCCAGCAACAGCAGCAGCUUCAGUGCCGUCGGAGGAGCGCCCCCCAGUGGGUGCGGCGGCGGCGGUGGCUCUGCAGCCCUGCGGGCCACCUCCGAUUGUGGUGUGCUAGGUGCAGGUGGUGGUGGUGGUGGUGGUUGCGGUAGUGCCGGUAGCGGCGGCGGAUCGAACGCCGCCAGUCCCGACGUUACGUCGUCGGCGGUGGCUGCGACGGCGGCGGCCGUGGUCGCCUCGAGUGCGGCGGCCGCGUCCUACGGCUUCAGCAUGGUGCAGCAACCCGGCACCCUAGAGAUGUCCGCACGGUCACAGGCCAUGCACUACUCGUCGUACCCGUCGUACAGUCCGGCGAGCUACUACAACAACGUCGGCAUGGCGACCGGGCCGUGGUUCGCGCAGGAAACGAUGUAUGGCACUGCCGCCGGUUGGCACGGGGCGGACGCGUACGGUCUGAAGCUGGAGGAGUACUCGCACCAGACGCAGGCGCAGCGCCGCUGCGCCCGCUGCACGUGCCCGAACUGCAUCAACGAGCUGUCCGGGCUGCCGCCGGUGGUCGGGCCGGACGAGAAGGGCAAGCGGCAGCACAUCUGCCACAUCCCGGGCUGCGAGAAGAUCUACGGCAAGACGAGCCACCUGAAGGCGCACCUCCGCUGGCACACGGGCGAGCGGCCGUUCCAGUGCAAGUGGCUGUUCUGCGGCAAGCGCUUCACGCGCUCGGACGAGCUGCAGCGCCACUUCCGGACGCACACCGGCGAGAAGCGGUUCACGUGCACGAUCUGCAGCAAGAAGUUCAUGCGCAGCGACCACCUCGCCAAGCACGUCAAGACGCACGAGAACAAGGCGAAGAAGAUCGCGAAGCGCACCGAGAAGCUGGAGGAGGCGAAGCUGCGCCGCGAGGACGCGAAGCUAUCGACGGUCAAGUCCCUGGACCUGGUUGGGAUGGGACAGGAGGACAUCAACGCCAACAUCCGGAUGCCCCAGAUCAAGUCGGAGUUCGGCACGGCGGUGGCCAGCGCGAUGACGCCUCCCCCGUCGGUGACCGAUUCCCCCCUGGCGACGGGCGGCUGUUCCACGGCGAGCGCGGCGGCCGCGGCCGCAGCUGCAGCGGCGGCAGCCGCCGCAGCGGCCGCUGCCGCCUACCAAAACUACCACCAUGCGGCCCACCAUCACCACCAUCACCAUCACCAUGCUCCUCCGUACCACUUCCAGAGUCCGUUCUUCCAAACGACGGCCGCGACGACGGGCGGUGAAGUCAGCUCGGGGAGUCCGGCUCCGGGUGGCUCCGGGAAGAACCUGUUCGGCGGCUACGGAGAGUCAGCGACGGCCGCCGCCGCUGCCGCCGCUGCAGCUGCGGCAGCCGCCGGCGCCAGCUUGCGCCAGCUUGCCGGCUCCCAGGGGUCACCAACCGCCGGCGGUGGCGGUGGGGGUAGCGCCAACAACACAAGCGUCAGCAGCCACAGCAGUGCCAUCGCCGCCGAGUUCGGCAACAGUCUGGUGAAGCUGGAAGAGUACGCCAACGGGCACGGCCUGGGAGGGCGGGCGUCGGCGUUAACGCCGGCGGCGUGCAGCAGCGGCACCGCCAACACCGUUUCGACCUCCGCUUCGACGGUGGCCGGCAGCAGUACCAGUCCCGGCGGCGGUGGAGGCGGUAGCGGCAGCGCCGCCAGGGCUGCCGCCAUCCAGAACCGACUAGUCUCAGUCCCAUCCGCACCACGUGCCGGGGGCAGGUGCACCGGCAGCAGCGUCACUUCGGCACUCGCCUCAACCUACAACAUGAUGAUGAGCAACUACUCGUCCCUGCACCACCACCACCAGUACGAUGAUCGUCGAGGGACACGGGACGAAGACAUCCUGGACGAAGACAUCCGGCGCAAUCGAACGAUUUCCGCCACCUCACGGCGGCGCGGCCUGGACUUCGUCGGGGGUGGAGGGGCGGCAGGGCAGGCCGCCCAAUCGGCCAAAGACACGGUAGCCACGAGCUCGAGCGAACGGGCGUAA